Molecule: messenger RNA, 3018 nt
Organism: Paramecium tetraurelia
Lineage: Eukaryota; Ciliophora; Oligohymenophorea; Peniculida; Parameciidae
Exons: 2
Source: RefSeq, a predicted model, not a curated record
AUGAAUAUUUUAGAUGAAAAUGUCCUUAUCUGUCAAUUCCAAACCCAAGUUGAUCAACUCUAUAGGUCAAUGAACCAAGAACUCUUGAUCAAUCUCUUCCAUAUGGCCAACCAAACUGAAAAAGAAUUAACAUUAUAAAUAAUCGGAUCCCUGAUUGCCACAUAUAUCGAUACCAACCACCAAGAAAUCACCUGCUUCGAAAACAUUUAUCAAGGAGUCUUUCAAAUCAUCAGAAAAAUCAAUUCUACUUCAAAACCGGUUUAUCAUUUUUUAGGCUCAAUUUUAGCAACAAUUAUGUUUCAUUUCUAAGACAAACUUCCUACAAACUCCUUCAAUUUAUACAUUCAAGAACUCUUAAGUGCAAAACCAAUAGCCGCCUUCGCCAUUCUAGAAGCUGUUAUUAGAAGACUCACACCCAAUCACAAGUUACAUAAAAUCGCCGUAAUUACACUUGAUUCCCAACACAGGGCAGUUAAGAAUUACUUCUACAAAAAUAACCUCGAGCUAUUACUCAACAGUAUCAUGUUAAUCUUAAAAAAUAACUACGUUGAUCUUAUUGACAAAGCCAUCAACCUGUUUAGUCUAAUUAUGGAAGGAGAAUUCAUUACAGACACCAAAGAAAAAGACUUUCACAAACUAAGGAGGGCUGACAUUAAAAAUAACAACUCCCUUCAAUGUCAAUUAUCAAGAUUCAACCCUUGUUUCAUUGAAGCAGAGAUACAACAACUGAUGAUUGAAAACUCUAAUCUACAAUGGGUAGAUCCUACACGUUCAGACAUUAAAAGAUUAUGGUCUAGCAUUCUAGAUCCUGAAUUUAUCUAAUUGCUACUCAGACUCCUACCUCAAUGCAAUAUACUAUGGAAUGUACUUGGCAAAAUCUGUAAAAUAUUCAAAAAGCAUUUCCUCAAAGAACAGAGAGCUCUGGACCUCAUCCUUUUCAUGACUCAAGAAGUUUAGAAACUCGAUCCCACUCAAUUAGAUCUUGUUAAACUCUUGAAGUUUUCAUGUCGAACCAUCUACGCCAAUACUAACUAAGAUUGGCUUGUAUUUAACAUGUAGUUGUUCGCUAAAGCCAAUACAAUUGAAUAAUAAGUUCAAGUAUUUAGAUUUUUAAGGGAAAUUUGUAGAUAUUACAGACAGAUGCCAAACUGCAAUAAGGAAUACUUUAAUUAACUCUUUAUUCAGAUUAUUUAUAACUUCUUUAGCAAUUGGGUAUUGUCUCAGACUGAGGUCUUGCUUACAGAGAAUUAGUAUUACUAAAAUAUUAGAUACAAUAUCAAGGUCAUUACAUAAUUUAUCAACAAAGACUACUUCACAUUCUUUUAGUAAUUUAUUGCUUAAAAUUUGAGUAAUUUAAAAAUCGUUGUGCAUGCAUUCGAUUUCUUAUUGCUUGGAUUCAAAAGUUUGGUUUAUUCUACCUCAUAUUAAUUAGAUGUCUUGGUUAAAUUACGCCAUUAUUAAAGUAUGGAAAGAUUUCUAUAUCCUUUUGAUCUUGAGACUUUUAAUCAAUUCAAUUAUCAGGCCUUUUUCAUUGAAUUAAUUGAUGUCCUUUGGAAAAUCAAUGCUCAUUUGCUAUCCAAUGGAAUCCAAACCAAGUUUUACUAUUAUCUUUGGUCAGCCUUAUUCGAUUCUGAUCUACUCAUCAAAUUUGAACCAAUUAUGCAAUAGAUACAAAUAGAGAGAAAACUCUUCUUUGAUUUCACACAACUGCUAACAAUCACCGAUACAAAUCUACUCAAAAAAUGUCUAAGAUUAAUUAGCAAUUCAAAAAUCAGAUUCGAAAAAGAUUAAGUCUACAACAACUACACAUGCACAAUCAAUAAUAUCAUAGUUCCAGCUGAAUGCUUGGGUAUUUUUGAUCAUUUCCAAUUAAUCCAAGAUACAGAGUUAUAAGAGCUCUAUUACAGCAUUAAGUGUAGUAUUUAUAAUGCUCAAAAUGAAGCAUUCUACAAUUCUGAAGAUUGCGAUAAUUUACUCAAUUAAUUUUUGGUAGGUUUGAAUGGCUUAGUGACUAAUUUGUAAGACAUCCAAUCGAUCAUGUAUAUUUUCAAGAGUCUGUUAAAUGCAAAUGGUAGAUUUUCAUAUAAAUAAAUUAUGACCAUGAUGUGGGAACAAGAAAGAUUUAAUUAAUUCAAAUAAUUUCUACAAUUGAAUCCCAUAUCUGAAACCUCCAUCACUUUAUUGAUAUUCACAAAAAAAAUGAUAAGCAUAGAUUCAGUCAAAUCACUAAGAAGUGAGAUUGUUGAUGAAAUGUAUGAAUGGAUCUAUAGCUUAUCACAUUACUAUGUUGAUUGGUUAACCAGAAACAAUAAUGAUUUCAAUUAGGAGAGACAACUUGGAGAAAAAAGUGAAAAAAAAAUAUACUAAGUUUAUUAUCGACCUAUAAGAAAGUUACUUAAAUUGUUUGUUAAUUUUAAAUACAUGAGACAAUGCUUGACAAGUAAAGUCAAAGUCAAGGAAUAGAUACUCCAAUUAAUUUACAAACUCUUGCACCUGAUAAAUUUAAAUGAUCUUAACGUUCUUAUUCACAAAAUGGAACCUUUAUAUCGAGUAUGCGAAUGGCUGGUUGAAUUUGAACUUUCAAAUAACAAGAUGAAUCCAAAUGACUCACAUUUAAUACUUGAAUUUGCUAACAAAGCUAUUAGAAUAUAAGAAAAACAAACAUUCACCUUAGCAAUCAAAAUAUUUGAAAUUGCCAAAGAUAAGCCAGAUAUUUUAAAUAGACAUUAUGUACUUAUUCAAUUCAUUCUGGAAGACCUAUUGAUAGCUGCCUACAUUUAUAAUCAAAGAGUCUAAGAGAUUGGGAAAAUUCUAUACAAUCAUCUGAAAAAGCAUCCCAAUAUCUAUGAUUCUUUGUUUGUUUCCAUUCAACAACGAGUUUCCCAAAAAAAGUCUGCUCUAUGGCAACAAUAGUUCAUUUAAAAAGCAUCCAUUUUGAAACAAUAGCUUUAUUAAAAGCAAGAUCAAUUUAACGAUGCUUUUGUUCAACUACAAAUGCUUUACAAUUACCUUUAAUGA